GAAACAGUCUACGGAGUGUUACCGCACGCGCAUGACGUGCGAGUUGCCUCUAUAAAAUGCGGCGCUGGCACAAAGGCUGGGUUGAAAGCAUAGUAGCCGACAUGUUGCCUAUUACCAUACUAACGUUGCUUAUUACUAGUAUUAUUAUUUCGAGGAUACAAGCAGAGGAGCAUGAAGAACUAAAAGCGGAACUCAGUGGAAUGCGGACACCUGCGUAUAAAAACGAUCGUGUAAUUGAAGCCCUAAUGAGACAGAAAAGAGACACUCUCAAGAUUGUUCCAAAAUCAUACGUAGAGCAGACAAAUCAUGUUGAUGAAUUACAAAGAGGUAAAAGGCUGCGACGAGGCUUGCCGAAAUUUGAUAAUUUUCUGAGUGGCCUUGACAAAAAAUUGAGUUCCCAUGAUAUUACCUCAAACAGAACUGGACUAGUAAAUUAUUUUGCUUCCCGACUUUACCAAGAAAACGUCACUUUUCCCGAAAAUGAGGGAAAAAACGACGUGUAUGGAUCCCGAGACGUGCAAAUUGGCAAUACUUUUUCUGACAAUCCUAAUGGAACGAAUGUGUAUGGACCUAUUCUCGUACAAAAUAAUAAUAUCUAUCGAGGGAAGAAUAAAAAUGCUCAAUACGGAGCUAGUAUUACGCAAAUUGGUAACAGAUAUCCUGAGCAUCCUGGUAUAAAUGAUAUCUAUACUGGCGUAGUCGUUCAGAAUGGUAACACCUACUCAGUAAAUCCCGGAAAUAAAACUUCGUUUGCAAUUAAUGUUAAUCAAUCUAACAAUACUUAUCCGGAAUCGAUAGAAAAUAACAAUGACGCAUUGAAGCCAAUCAUCCAUCAAAGCGGAAACUUUUAUCCCUCCAGUAAUGACUCAGAAGCUGGAAUGAGGACAAAAUAUAACACAGAGAGCCAAGGAGGUUCUGUGGAGCAGAAUACAUCUGACAGUCAAGGAAAUUCAUCAUCUACCAAUUAUGAUUCUGACUCAAGCUCAUAUAUAGAAAGUACGACACUACGUUAUGAGGAGAGAGAAGCAUAUGCAAACAAGCACACCAAACCUAACGGACAAAUAAGUUUGUCAUCUAAUGUAUUUUACUCACUUUCAUAUUCUUUCAUCAUAUUGCUGAAAUAUGUUCAAUUUCAGUAUUAAACACUAAAAGUUAUUCAAAAUUCUAUCUAAUAUACCAGCUAUAUUAUUAUAUCCGUUAAAAGUUUUCAUUUAUCUCUUACACAUAUCCUCCGUAUCAUAUGUAAUUGCAAACAAACUGCGUGAUACUUACUGAUUAAUCCUUAAAAUUCACAUAUUCUAGCAAUAUGACUGAAAUUUAUUUUCUAUUAUCAAUCGGUUCUGUUAUUGAAAUUACAGUAUCUAUCAACCAUUCAUUUGGAUCUAUUAGUUAAAUCAAAU
Messenger RNA from Spodoptera littoralis (African cotton leafworm), 1400 nucleotides. The record is from the annotation of a GenBank genome assembly. NCBI's taxonomy places the organism in Eukaryota, Metazoa, Arthropoda, Insecta, Lepidoptera, Noctuidae.